Recurvomyces mirabilis is the source of this 1707-nucleotide messenger RNA. RefSeq lists its product as uncharacterized. The record is from RefSeq and is a predicted model, not a curated record. Bases 1 to 1707 code for a protein of 568 amino acids. NCBI's taxonomy places the organism in Eukaryota, Fungi, Ascomycota, Dothideomycetes, Mycosphaerellales, Teratosphaeriaceae. The transcript is spliced from 2 exons.
AUGGCGUGUUGGGUGCCCGGAAGUCGCUCGCUCUCGAGUGCACCCAUGUUUCUGUCCCCUUCGUUUGAGGUUGCAGCUGGCAUGUCAGCGGGUAGUGCAUCCCGGCUCUCGUUGGCGGUCGCGAGGCGCGACGGAUGGUGGGGUUUGAGAAUGAUGGGCAUCUCGUCGUGCUCAUGGGGACCGGAAGGGAGCUGGCGUGUUGGUCGAAAAGUACGUGGACAACUGCUCUCGUGUCGGGAUGCCGGCUCUUCCAUCUACGUGCUGCUGGCGUCCGAGAGACGGCUCCCAGAUGGCACCUUUGAACUUUCUCGGCUUGCCAUGGCGUGCUUCCCUGUUGGCCGGGUGUCGUCCUCGUAUUGGUGGGACGCGCUACUGAAGCUGCAGCCAACAGCCGUCAUGGUGACGUCUUUCCACAAGGUCCGUCGCAAUGGUGGUGCGACAAGACGCAAGAACAGAAAUCUUGUGCGCGAGAGGACGACUCGGGAGCAAGAGAAGGGGAUCCUCCACGAAGAGAUCGCGGAGUUGAAGUACCGUCUGGCCUUGACUGAAGCCGAAUUAAACGAAAGAAUUCGUCCCUGUGACUCCGGAAGCACCAGCGCUGAUGUCGUUGCAUUGUCGACGGCCUCGACAACGGAGUUAGACGACGAUUGGUCCGUCGAUGGAUCAUCUGUCGUUGGAGACUGGCAAGACGACUCGUCCGUGGCUCCAACAGACGACACAUGUUGUUCGUCUGCAGGGUCGAUCUCGGCAACAGAAUGCCAAUAUGAAUGUGCUGAAGCGCUAUACGCCAGCGAAUCGACUUCCGGAGCUCGCUGCAAUCUUGGGCCCCAGCGCAAGGUCGUCUGCACACGUUGUGACGGGAUCGCUGCCGCUUAUGCUGAGCUAGAGCAGAAGAUCGUCAGACCUGGUUCCUUUGCCGAGAGGACUCGACUCUUCGAUGCCGAUUUCUACACCACAGUACACUCCAAGCUUUACAUCCCUCAGAAGCAGCUGAUGGAGAUCGAGACAAGCGCACACGAUCUGGUGAAGCAAGUUUGCGACAAGCAUGUUCAAGCUCAUUGUCCAGAGGUGGCACUCAUCAACUUCCCGGAGUGGCAUGGUGAGCUUCGGCUUGGCUACGACGAGAUCAUGGACAUCCAGCUUCCGAACCAGCAGACCGGUCCAUAUCGGACCUGCAUCGAUCCCUGCCCCGAGCUCAGGCACACCAUGCUCUUGGGCACAGAUCUGCGAAACUCAGACUGUCAUCGGGAUUUUCAGACGCCUUCCGAGCUAGAGAGGCUACUUGCGAAGGCCCAGCGUAUCGCCGUCAUCUUCCCAGAUGAGCAGGCUGCUAGCCAGCUGCGCCGGAUGAGAGAUCAUCUACAGGAGGCUGUGAAGACUGCACUUGCCGAGAUUGAGAUGAGAGAUGCGUUGGCUAGCACCAUGCAGCCUGAGCGAUGGGAGACUCACCACGAACGCUUUUUGGAAUGGGUCAACUUCAAUUCGGAAUGCAUCAGUGGUAUGGAGCCUAUCGAAUGGCCAGAGUCUGUAGUCCGAUGUGCUAGGCGGUGGCAAGAGCAGAAACUCAGACCAGGCGAGACGGAUCCGCAGUAUCUCGAAGAUUUGAAGCAGGCGGCGAAACUCCUGGUGGAUGUCAGCAGUACGAACAAGAACAGCGUAUCGGAGAAGAUAGAGUCGUGGCAAAUAGCGACGGGGCAGAUCGUAUAA